Molecule: messenger RNA, 2696 nt
Organism: Danio rerio (zebrafish)
Lineage: Eukaryota; Metazoa; Chordata; Actinopteri; Cypriniformes; Danionidae
Source: RefSeq, a predicted model, not a curated record
UUUAUUGCAACAAGUUAUCAUUUAAAAUGUUAUCCUGCAUUAGGUAAUGCAAUUUAAAGUAGAUCUGAAGAAGAAAUGUGUUUAAACACAGCUAAGAUUUACAUUUUCGGUAGAAAACAUCUGUUUUCUUUUGAAUGGCGCUGCCUUGCGCUGCUGUAUGCAAAUGAGCCAUGACGUCAGACAUUCCAUCGUAGUUCUUAUAAUGAUGUAGACGGCAUACCGGCUCAUUUUCUUGCAACAUCUCGAGCGAGUUGUACCGAAUCACUAUAGAUCUGCGUUUUACGUCUGAUUUAUGGAGUUUUCAGUUGAUCGUGAUAUAACAAAUAUUCAGUUCGCCGUUGAUAACAAUUCUCUCGAGUUUGGAAAGAAACAUAGAACAAUGGGACGAGUUAGAAAGAGAGUAAAACAGUUCUGUAACUGGGCCUCUCGGAAAUCCGGGAAAGCCCAGCAGAACCAGUGCACAUCCGAGGGCGACCUCGAGCACCGGAGAUGUUCUGAUGACGAAGCCGGACCGAGCAACGCUACGUUCAUCUCCCACAUUCACACUGGAGCUGGUGUUUCACCAAGCCCAGCACCACAGACAAGAGAGAAGAAACUUAAGAGGCUCUGGAAAUGGUUUUCUCGGAAAUUCAAGAGAACUAGAACCAGAGCCCCACAGGGCCAGCUGAGCAGCCCACAGCCUCAGAGAUCCCCUGACGGUGAAGCUGCGUGUGUGUCGCCGAGGACAGUUCAUGAUGAGCGGGUUAACAGGCGCGUGUCUAUCCAGACCCCUGUGAAGACCCCGUCAACAGAAACUGAACGGCACGACAACACUGAAUGCUGGGACUUUUCUGUAUCUUCUCUUACCACUGCGGGAAACAGCGAAUCCGACCGCGCUUCAGUGCACAGCUGGCACUCGUGUGCGUCUUCGCUUGGCACCCCGGUUAUCAGUGAAUCUGACCGCGCAUCAGUGUUAAGUUGGCACUCUUGUGCGUCUUCGCUUGGUACCGCGGGGAUCAGCGAAUCUGACCGCGCUUCAGUGCACAGUAGGCACCCUUGUGAGUCUUCGCUGACCGCUGAACACCACAACGAUGAGGAAAACGCUUCCAGCGAGGACUCCAGCGUGUCCGAGGACAGCACAUCUUCCUCAUCGGAUUUUUGGAAAACAGAACAGGAAACCACAUUUAACUGGGAAGGAAAUACAGGUAGAAUCUCCCAGGACUAUAAAAUCCAUCACUUGAUUGGUCAGGGAUCAACAGGAGUCAUCUAUGAUGGAAUUCGUCUGUCGGAUUGCCGAAUGGUGGAUAUCAAAUGCGUGAAGAAGAGCAAAUCAAUGGAAAGGAUCACGAUUGAACCAUCUGACAAGACUGUUCCACGAGAGGUCGGUUUGAUGAUUAUGAUGAGCAGAGGUCCGAAGGUUCCUCAAGUUAUACAGCUGCUGGACUGGUAUGAGGCACCAGACCGAUACAUACUGGUGCUGGAGCAUCCCAAAUCAGCUGUGAGCCUGGACCAGUUUGUAUCCUCUUGUGGGAACAAAAUCAGCGAAGCGAAAGCACGAGUGGUGAUGCACCAGGUGAUCACUGCUGCCAACGCAUGCUGCGAAAGGGGAGUCUACAAUAACAUCAAGCUGGAGAGCCUGCUCAUCAACCCCCACACCUUGCAGGUCAAACUGAUGGACUUUGGCACGGGAAGCCUCAUUAAGGACUCUGGCUAUACAAAAUUUUGGGGCUCAAUAGCUUGUAUUCCCCCGGAGUUCUAUCAGAAGGGAAGGUUCCACGCCAAGCCUGCAAUCGUGUACUCUUUAGGCAAACUGUUGUUCAGGAUGCUGUGUGGACACUACCCUCAUAUGGAGCUCCACAAGAUUGUCAAAAGAACCUGGCAGCCUGAAGACCUAUCCAAAGAAGCCGUAGAUCUGAUCUGCUCGUGUCUGCAGACUAAGCCAGACAAGCGGCCUCUACUUGACGAGAUCCUUCACCAGAGAUGGUUCCAGGUCUUCAUCCUGAAGCCAAACAACAGACGAAAAGAUUAAGAAGAUCAGAACAUCCAGCCGUCAACACCAAACUUCUCCUCUUCAUCGAUCCACUAACACCGAACUCCUCCUCUUCAUCCAGCCACUAACACUAAGCUCCUCUUUUCUAUUUAGCCAGAAACUCCGUCAAGCCACAAACAUGGGGCAGUUUGUGGCUUUACGAAGAGAAAAAGCUGAAUAGGGCUGGUGUUUGUGGUUGCGUGGAAAGGAGGAGCUGUUUGGGGCCGGUGUUUGUGGUUGAUAAAGAGGAGGAGCUGAAGGGGGCCGGCGUUUGUAUCUGGAUGAAGAGAAGAAGAUUUUUUGUUUAUUUUUGGAGAUUGUAAAUAAAUGCUUGUUCUGUAUGUAAUGAAUAAAAAUGAAUACUUUUCACAUAUAAAGUGUUUUCAUUUCCUUCAAUAUUAACUUAAUGCACUCCUAUAGUUAAAUUGUUGAACUGUCCUGUCUUCACCUAGCAGUUGAAGUUGCCAAACAAUGGCGUUAUAUUGUUUCAGGUUUUACAAAAUGGCAGUGAUGCCUGUAUACUUCACAACUUAUUUAAUUCAUUUAGACUUUUAGAGCGCUUUUUACAAUGUAGAUUGUGUUAAACAGCUUUACAUAGUUCUAGCAAAAUAAACUGAACUUCAACUGUGACAACUGGACUGAAGCGGUUUUGUUCAGUGUAAUGUGAAAUUACUACUAAUUUGAGGCG